GGGACAGGCAUUGAAUCUCACGUGCACCACGUUGACCAGCCCUGCUGCCCCUCACUUGCCCUCAAGAUGAAUGCCUCAUGGCCCACACGGCAAGAGUCUAGGGAGACACAGACAAAGACAGCCAGGCAUCAGCCCUCGUGAUAGCCUGGAAUGAAAGCCUGCGGUGCGUCCUCCGAACUCACCUCUCCGACCGUCAUGUUCCUCGCCGUCUCUUGACCAUCAAGCAACCCUUGUUUCGAGGCCAUCAUGGCAGGCGAAUACGAUGCCAUUCUCCUUCGCUCAUGUAUGUGAUCUUUUAGAUCAGCUGCAGCAGCAGCAGCAGCAGCAGCAACAGCAGUCUGGCGACAGAAAUGUCACUCGUAGAAUCAUCUCCUCCUGGUUCGCCAAACAUCGGCAUGCCAUCAAACAGACCCCUGCUACUGCGGCAGCCCUUUUUUCAACGUUGCUGCCCGAUACUCGAACCGAUCGCGUGUAUGGAAUUCAAGCUCCAUCGCUACAGAGAAUUGUUGGUCGAGCCCUCUGUCUUGGAAGCUCUCGGUUUGCCCAUCUGCGUCGCUAUGAGAACCCUGGGAGUGGCGAGGACUUGGCCGACUGCGUAGCAGGCAUUCUCACGGAGACUCCCAACCCCGUCAGUAAACUAGACCAGGUCACGGUGGAGGAGAUUGAUGCUCUGCUCAACGGGCUCGCUGCGAACUGCAGAUUCAGCUCUCAUACUGUCCGUCAAUCCCACCGGAACACAGGUUGUGAGAACAAAGAGACACUCGGCGAGCUUUACCGCCAAGUGCAUGCUCGAGAGGCCAAGUGGUUGACUCGCAUCAUUCUGAAGCAAAUCCAGCUCACCGCUCUCGACCCCAGCAUCGUCUAUGGAUCCUAUGACGCCCGUCUUCCAUUCGUCGCCAGGGUUCAAGAGAGCUUUGAAGUUGCUCUCACAUCCUUGCGGGAACUGAGGGCAUCAAAUCCGCUCGGUAUCGGUACACAGAACUUGGUUCAUGUCAUCAAGCCAAUUCUCGGGACCAAGGUUGGUCGACAAACCUGGUUGAAGGGCAGGAGUAUCAAACAUUGCAUCGGCCUCCAUCCCAAGCGAGUCAGCUGUGAGAAGAAAAUGGACGGCGAGUACUGCCAAGUGCACGUCGAUCUGAGCAAGGGAUCCAGAAGCGUUCAGAUCUUCUCGAAGAGCGGCAAGGAUAGCACACAAGACCGAGCGGUAGCAAGCCGAAGAUAUCUCAAGGGAGGGUCGGAUACUCCCUUUUCACAAAAUACGCAAAUAUGUCUUGAGGUCAGGCGUUCCUCUGGGCACUCAAAAAGACUCUCCUCUCUACUGGGAAUCCGUCAAACAGACAGGUUCAACCGACUCAGAGAGCUUAUCAUGUGUCGCACCGGACAUGCUGAGUUGGUCCACAGACAGGUGAUUGAUCUUAGCCUACGUCAAGGUGCUUCAGAUCUCCGGCGAGCCUUCGCAGAAUCCAUUACUCAUCGGGAGGAGGGCCUGGUACUGAAGCCAGAUGAUCCAUACUUUGACUUUAGCAAGGAUAAGCGUUCGUUCGCUGGUUGUCCGAUCAAGUUGAAGAAGGAGUAUAUCGGAAAUUUUGGAGACGUGGGAGACUUUGCCGUGAUCGGGGCUCGAUACGACCCUGUGAAGGCACAAGAGUACAAUGUUCCCGGCCUGAAGUGGACACACUUCUACUACGGCUGUCUUACCAAUAAGGAGGACGUUCAGCGGCAUCAAACCAAGCCUAAAUUCAUGGUGGUUGACACAGUUGAGGUAAAUACGACAAUGAUGAAGACUGUCCUCAUCCAUGGCAACACGCUCGAGAUUCCCUUUCUCGAGAACGCCUGCUUGGAAUUGCAAAUCCCUCCUCGAAUAGCUAGCGACAAACUCCCGACGGUCAUUUUCCGGGAGCCCCUUGUCUUUGACAUAAGAUGCUUCUCUUUUGACAAACCUGGGAACACGGGGUUCUGGAUACCCCGCUUCCCACAGGUUUCGAAAGUGCACUUCGACCGAACGUUCAUGGACACAAUGACUUUCAUUGAGCUACAGGCUGCUGCAGAGGAGGCCAAGAAUAUGCCCAUCAUGGAGGAUAGCCAGGAGCUGCUCCAUUGGAUUAGCCUCCUGGAGGGCGCUGAUCCUCGAGGUGUUGCAGUCGAUGCCUUGACUCAGUCGACGGUAACAUCUUUGUUAACACCCUCCCCCAGACGACAGUCCAGAACAUCUCAACUCUCGAGCAUUGCGUCUCCUAACAACACCCCCACAAAGCUAUGCCGGGCCCCAAGUAUUGCGCUCUUCACAAUUUCAGCUUCAUCAGAAGCGGCGGAACCCCAACAUCCCAACACGCAGCCAUGCUCCACUCGAGAAUCAAAUCUACGGCAACAGAUCCAGGAAGCCGAGGGCCUCAAGAGAGGCAGCACUGAGGAUUGUGUGAAUCGAGCAGAUAACAAGCGACCGAGGCGCAAUACAUUGUCAGCCUCUGCAUUUUCUGAACACUUGCAUUGGUCACGGACUCGUCCGGCAUCACCUCAAUGCAAUUCGUCAACACGGCAACCACUUUCAAACGUUUGCAACAACUCGUCGCCAGUUGGUAUCACAUCAUCUCAGUCAUUUUCCCUGGACAGCCCGACCAAACAGAAGCAAUCUGCUAGGAGUAGCUACAUCGCACCAUCGUCAUUCCCCGUCAUGACUAGGAGGGAGAUUGAUUCAUCUCGGAACCUUGUGUCUUCAACUUCAUCGGUGAGGGCGGCGACGCUCUAUAACCCUUCCGCCACAGAUGGUUCAUGUCAGAUCGCAGGCCACCGUUGCAAGAUGAGGAAUCGUGAAAUUCUCUUGGCUCCCUGCAUCGCAAACCAACUUCUUGUCACCGAGAGUAUAUUGCCGGCGCAUGGCAUCAAGUCAUGGGUGACCGAUCCUGAAAACUGGCGCCAGAGCGAGUUGAGCCAUGUACGAGACGGUGCAUUGCGUGGGGUUAUAUCACCGCCUCGCCGACGCAGGAAGGUUUGUUUCGUCGAGCGAAGGCGUGUGGAAGCCACACGCCACCUUGUGAAGCAGAUUCAAGCAUUGGACUUACGACUACCUGAUGGCGAACGCGAGUCGGUCGAAAUGUACGACUGGCGGGUGCUGGAAGACAUUGACCAAUACGAGAAGUCAUCCAGGGGUUCAUCGCCGGCAUCAGCAAAGUCUAACCCAUGGAAGAAAUGGUGGGUGGGGUUGGUAUAG
Messenger RNA from Verticillium dahliae VdLs.17, 3208 nucleotides. RefSeq names its product ATP dependent DNA ligase domain-containing protein. Gene Ontology annotation, cellular component: DNA ligase IV complex. Bases 263 to 3208 code for a protein of 981 amino acids. NCBI's taxonomy places the organism in Eukaryota, Fungi, Ascomycota, Sordariomycetes, Glomerellales, Plectosphaerellaceae. Gene Ontology annotation, biological process: double-strand break repair via nonhomologous end joining; nucleotide-excision repair, DNA gap filling; DNA recombination. The record is from RefSeq and is a predicted model, not a curated record. The transcript is spliced from 5 exons. Gene Ontology annotation, molecular function: DNA binding; ATP binding; DNA ligase (ATP) activity.